This is a messenger RNA of Penicillium macrosclerotiorum, 774 nucleotides long. Its product is annotated as synaptobrevin family protein. The coding region runs from base 1 to 774 and encodes 257 amino acids. NCBI's taxonomy places the organism in Eukaryota, Fungi, Ascomycota, Eurotiomycetes, Eurotiales, Aspergillaceae. Gene Ontology annotation, cellular component: membrane. The transcript has 2 exons. The record is from RefSeq and is a predicted model, not a curated record. Gene Ontology annotation, biological process: vesicle-mediated transport.
AUGGCAUCUUCUUCCAAGUCCCCGAGCUUCUUGCUCUACUCCUGCAUCGCGCAUCGUACCACAAUCUUGGCCGAACACUCAUCUCCCGGCACUUCGUCCACUGCGGCAUCUUCUCUCGCAUCAAUCAUCCUCCCAAAAAUAUCCCAUGACAAGUCCCAGAAGUUAACCUAUACCCAUGAACGGCUCUUCGUUCACUACAUCGCCGACUCGCCAACGGGCGGCCCGGCUGAUGACCAGAGCAGUCGCUCAGAGCUCAGUUCCUACGCCCCCCUGAGUUUCAUAGUCGUGGCCUCCGCAGAGCAGGGCCGUCGUAUCCCCUUUGCCUAUCUCCUUGAAAUGAAGCGGAAGUUUCUUUCGACCUACCCGCCCUCCAGCACCGAUUUCUCUACGCUUCCAGCUUACGGCUGCGCAGCCUUCAAUACGGAGCUCCGUUCUCUCCUCCAGACGUAUAACACGGCACCACCAGCUGACUCGCUUGCUACAGCGCGCCGUGAGAUCGAUAGCGUCCGCGAUAUCAUGACAGAAAAUAUUGAGCGAGUACUUGAGCGUGGAGAACGAAUCGAUCUUCUAGUUGACAAGACAGACCGCCUGGGCGGCAGUGCUCAUGACUUCCGAAUCCGCAGUCGUGGCCUGCGGCGGCGGAUGUGGUGGAAGAACAUCAAACUGAUGGUCCUGCUUGGCGUAGUGGUGGUAUUCUUGCUGUACCUGUUUAUCGGCAUGGGCUGUGGACUCCCUGCAUGGUCCAAGUGUGUUGGCCACAAGACGUCCGAGUGA